AUGUCCAGCCAGUUCGAGCUCGCCCAGAACCCGACCGAGCCGAUAUCCGCCGUCCGAUUCUCCCCGCGCACCCCCACGCGACUGUUGGUCUCGUCCUGGGACCGCCACGUCUACCUCUACGACACCCACAGCGAGCCCGGCGGCCAGCUGCUGCACAAGUUCGAGCACCGCGCGCCCGUGCUAGAUGUUUGCUUCGGCCGCGACGACAAUGAGGCCUUCAGCGCAGGGCUGGACUGGGAAGUGCGAAGAAUCGACCUCGCCACAGGCGCGCAGACGGUCCUGUCGACACACGCCCAGGGCGUCCGUAACAUCCUCUUCUCCGCGCCCCACAAUCUCCUCAUCUCCGCCUCAUGGGACUCGACACUGCACCUCCACGACCUCUCCACCCCCGGCGACUUCUCCUCCAUCAACCUCCCUUCCAAGCCCUUCUCUCUCACCGCCUCGCCCACAAAACUCGUCGUCGCAAUGGCCAGCCGCGCAGUCAACAUCUACGAGCUGGGCGCGCUAUCGAGCGCCGCAAAGCAGGGCGGCGGAGAAGCAGUCAACGUCGAGCCCUGGCAGCGGAGAGAGAGCUCUAUGAAGUACAUGACGCGCGCUGUAGCCUGCAUGCCCAACGACGCUGGGUACUCGAGUUCGAGCAUCGAGGGCCGCGUGGCCGUCGAGUGGUUCGACCCGAGCGACGAGUCGCAGUCGAGGAAAUACGCCUUCAAGUGCCACCGCCAGAACGUCGACGGCCAAGACGUCGUCUACCCCGUCAACGCCCUCGCCUACCACCCCGUACACGGCACGUUUGCAACCGGCGGCGGCGACGGCGUCGUAGCCCUGUGGGACGCAGUCGCCAAGAGGAGGAUACGACAGUACCAAAAGUUCCCCGCGAGCGUCCAGACAAUCGAGUUCUCCGCAGACGGCAAAUUCAUGGCCGUCGGCGUCAGCCCAGGUUUCGAAGACGGCGUCGACGACGUCCCCGACGGUGUCAUCAAGGUCUUUAUCCGCGAGCUCAGCGACUCGGAAGCUCAGGGCAAGAAGAAGUGA
This is a messenger RNA of Ascochyta rabiei, 1032 nucleotides long. Its product is annotated as mitotic spindle checkpoint protein Bub3. Gene Ontology annotation, cellular component: kinetochore; bub1-bub3 complex; mitotic checkpoint complex. The record is from RefSeq and is a predicted model, not a curated record. Gene Ontology annotation, biological process: mitotic spindle assembly checkpoint signaling. The transcript is spliced from 2 exons. Gene Ontology annotation, molecular function: ubiquitin binding. Bases 1 to 1032 code for a protein of 343 amino acids. Lineage: Eukaryota; Fungi; Ascomycota; Dothideomycetes; Pleosporales; Didymellaceae.